AUGGAUGUAGUUCACGAUAGUAACGGCAUUGAAGAGAGCGAAAACAAGUUUGUGAUACCCGGAGAUCGGCUUUUUCCCAUCACAGAAUUCUUGAAAGCUGGUAUUGGCACAUAUGAACUCUUUGGACAUAUUUAUGCAUCUUUAGCUGGCAAUUUGCAUCUGCACGUAAAUGAGGAAGACAGUAAUACAAAAGUGGUAGAAGUACGGCAAAAAUCAGAAAAAGAGCAGGGGCAUGUAAUGCCGUACGUUGGGUGUGUUGUAACAGGCAAAGUCCAAAACAUCGGUCACAGGUUUGCUAAAUGCACAAUACAUUGUAUAGAAUGUUCUCAUUUGUCCCAUGAAUUUUCUGGAAUAUUGAGGAAAGGAGAUAUAAUUCCCCAUGAAAAUGAGAAAACAAAACUGCCAGACUAUGUACAACCAGGUGAUGUGAUAUUAGCACGCGUCAUUGGUUUCGGUGAUAAUCAACGGUCAUACUUGCUCAGUAUUGCAGAAGAAGAGUUGGGUGUAGUGAGUAGUAUUGGUGAUUUUGGUGAACGAAUGGUACCAUAUUCUCUUACUGAAGUAAAGUCAACUUUAACGGGUACACGUGAGAAGCGGAAAGUUGCACAUGUUCCGGAUUUGAAUCAGUGA
Thelazia callipaeda (thelaziosis nematode) is the source of this 630-nucleotide messenger RNA. The record is from the annotation of a GenBank genome assembly. NCBI's taxonomy places the organism in Eukaryota, Metazoa, Nematoda, Chromadorea, Rhabditida, Thelaziidae.